ACAUUUGUAGUUAUUACAUAAAGUAAUUUUGUGAAGGCAGGAAAAUAUGUUGAGUGCUUUAUACAAUAAUUUUUGUUUGGUGCAACUAGUUACUGCAGUUGUUGCUUUAUUGUUAGCUGUUAAAGUUUACAUAAAGCUUACAACUGGAUGGUGUAACAGUCAAACAACUCUACAGGGAAAAGUCGCCAUUGUCACCGGCGCCAACACAGGAAUUGGAUAUGAGACUGCCUCGGAUUUAGCCAAACGUGGUGCCAAAGUGAUUUUUGCUUGCAGAGAUAAGGUGAAAGCUGAGGAAGCUAUCAAAAAAUUGGUUGCUGAAACCACCACCGUUAAUGUCUCAGUAAAACUUUUAGACCUUUCGUCUUUGGACUCCAUCCGGAGAUUCGCCAAGGAGAUUUUGGAAAAGGAAACUCGACUGGACAUUCUAGUUAACAAUGCUGGGGUUGGUGGAAUGGAGGACGAGAAAAUUGGAGGAUUGCAAAACACCAUGCUGAUCAAUUAUUACGGACCGUUCCUGCUGACCAAUUUGUUGCUUGACUUGCUCAAGAAAUCUGGGCCAUCUCGAAUCGUUAACGUGGCAUCUAUCGCGGCCAAAUGGGCCAAACUGGAUAUAGACGACAUCAACGCCUUUCCGGGAAAAUCGAUGAUUUACUUCAACAGCAAACUGUGCAACAUUCUGUUCACAAUUGAACUGGCCAACAGACUAAAAGAUACCAAAGUCACAACCUACUCUGUCCAUCCAGGAGUUGUCGACACUGAUAUUUUCAGAAAAAUGCCUGCAUGGAUGCUGGCCAUUACCAAGUUUGUCUUGAAGAACUUCUGCAAGAACGCUACUGAGGGAGCUCAAACAACAAUCCACUGUGCUGUGCAAGAGGGCAUAGAAAAAUACUCAGGGGAACAUUUUGAAGACUGUCAACUUGUUGAGAGAUACAAAACUGCAAAAGAUCCGUACUUACACAAGAAAGUAUGGGAUGAGACUGAGAAACUGCUGAAAUUAAUAUAAACUAUGAAUGUUUAAUGACUACAUAAAUAUAUACCAAUUUUUACAUUUAA
Molecule: messenger RNA, 1053 nt
Organism: Aethina tumida (small hive beetle)
Lineage: Eukaryota; Metazoa; Arthropoda; Insecta; Coleoptera; Nitidulidae
Product: retinol dehydrogenase 11
Exons: 4
Coding region: 47-1003 (318 amino acids)
Source: RefSeq, a predicted model, not a curated record